This is a messenger RNA of Lymnaea stagnalis (great pond snail), 2574 nucleotides long. NCBI's taxonomy places the organism in Eukaryota, Metazoa, Mollusca, Gastropoda, Lymnaeidae. The record is from the annotation of a GenBank genome assembly.
CAAGCAAUGUGGGGCAACUAAAGCCGAAAACUUUCGAUCAUAUUUUCAAGAGCUCUUUUGAUUUCAAUCAUUUUAUAAAUAAAUCAUUUUUUUUUUGGGAAGAUUUUCCACUUCAGAAAUAAUGGCAUCAGGAACAUAUUUUAAGGAUUUCAAUGGUAGGUUUUUUCCAUUAAAAAAAUUACGUUUAUAUGUUAGUAGUGCCAAAACUAUUCUAUACAGUAUACAGAUGAACAAAAUAAUGCGUUCAAAAAGAAAUUUGACGCAAAAUUUUAACGUGUGAACUGAAAAAAGAUUGGACCAAAUUUCCUUUCGAUUAAAUUUCCGUCGAUCAAUUUUCCGUCGACGAAAUUCCUUUCAAACAAAUUUCUGGAUACGAAAAUUUACUUAUUAUGAGAGAUGACAUAUGUAGGCUUGUGUGUGAUUUUGUUUUAGUGUGAAUGUGUAUGUGUGUGUGAGGGAGUCGGUAUGUACACAUAUAAAGUUCUCACUUAUCAAGCAACCAAGCUCUGUAUUCUUUUCGUUCCUCGGUAAGUCGCUUUCCACAUUUCAUUUCAUACUACUGAUUGUUCUGUGUUUACUUCCAGAACGUCGACUGUGCUGUACAGGUCGCCUUAUACUACUGGUUGUUCUGCUUGCAGUUGCCUCCUUCGUACUCGAUUUGACCGCAAGCACAAACUAUAUGGAGCAGCUUCUGACUGUAUUUCCUGGUCAUUUCAUUACUAACAGAACGUUUUUAUCGUUCAACCCGUUGGAACCAAACCACGUGGUUCCCGACGACAAGAUGGCCUGCGUCUUCCCUCAUGUCGAUCCAUUCGACCCGGUUAUCAUGAAGUUCGCGGAGAAUAACGAGCCCCCGAUCUCGUGCCAAGAGUUUCCUCGGGAACUGACUUUUCUAGAAGACGGCUGGUUGAGAAUCAACUCAUCUGAGGUCGACAUGCUUUACGGCGAUGGUGGGGUUAACUGUACGUAUCAAGAGAUCACCUUCCAUCAAGAGAACGAUAGGGAGAGUGUCGGCGAGUGGAGUGACUCUUUCUCAACAGAUAUCGAACUUCCCAAGGGCACGGAGUUUCUCAGGGUCCAGUGCUUCGCCAACGUGUCAUACGUCGUAUCAAGGAGUUACUACGCUCUCGUCCCGAACCGCAUCCACGUCGAGCAGUCGACGAGACUACUUUUAAAGAAGCGAGAGGCUGAGUACGCGCCCCUGGAAACCUUGAAUGUCAUCAUGGUGGGAUUGGACUCGAUCUCCAGAAAUCAGUUUAUACGGUCGAUGAGGCAGACGCACACAUAUCUGACGGAGAGCCUCGCGUCCUACGAUAUGAAAAUGUACACGCAGCUGGGCAAGAAUACAUUCCCGAACAUUCUUCCGCUGAUGACGGGGUCGUCGAUGGACGAGGUUUACAACUGGUGGAAUGAGUCCGAGUUCUCUGACGGUUUCGAUCUCCUGUGGAAAGAGUUUGAACGAGCCGGAUACCGGACCCUGUUCACCGAAGACUGGCCCGCGACGGGCGCUUUCCAUUACGUGAAGAAAGGCUUCAGGUCUGACCCCGUGCAACACUUGAGCCGACCCCUGUGUCUGGCUUUGUAUCAGGACAAGGCCAUGUGGUCAGCCGAGAAACACUGCGUCGGGACACAGCCUGAAAUCAAUUUCCACCUGGACUACGUGGGUCGGUUUCUGGACACGUUCAACGAAACUCCGGCGUACGCUAUGAUGCUCAUGUCCAAGUUGACCCACGACGAUUGGCCAGCUUCCAGAAGGGUGGACGCGCAUCUUUACCAUUUUUACCAGCAGUUGAGCAGCCGCGGACACCUCAACCGGUCAUUGCUGAUCACGUACUCCGAUCAUGGCCCGCGACACGGGGGGAUACGGACCACGUUUAACGGAAUGGUGGAAGGUCGUACACCGUACGCGUUUUUAACGUUCCCCCAGUGGUUCCUUCAAAAAUACCCGGAUGUUGCCCAGAAUUUAAAAACCAACACCAUGCGCCUGACAACACACUUCGACACGCACGCCACCUUACAAGACCUCAUCUACUUCAAGAGCCCGGCCACACCGCCAACGGUGCGAAAAAAACACGGGAUUAGCUUGUUUCAGGAAAUUCCCAAAAGACGAAAGUGCGAAGACAUCCCGAUACCACCAGAAUUUUGUGUUUGCGGCCAUGAAGACAUGGAAAAGCUGGACACGGCUACACAUCAAUCUCAGCUUGUAGCCAGCGCCGUACUCUUAGCCAUAAAUGGCAAAAGAAGCGUGCGUCUCUGCGAGAAGCUACACCUUGCAAAGAUAAUCCAAAUAGCGAGAAUCAAAUUUCCGCCCGCAACGGUCGAAGAAACCAGGAACACCCAGAUGCUGAGGGUCAAUGUCCAGACGAUCCCAGGUAACGCUGUUUACGAGGCUACUGUCUUCCUCGAGUUUGACAGCAAAAAAGCACAGGACAGCACCGACACGCCGGUCAAGUUGAAGGUUGCUGAUACUGUUGACAGGCUCGACCUUUACGGGGACCAGUCUUUUUGUAUAGACGACUUUGAACAGAAACCAUUUUGCUACUGUAAGAAUAAACGGAAUUAGUGCCAGAAUUC